Molecule: messenger RNA, 3510 nt
Organism: Betta splendens (Siamese fighting fish)
Lineage: Eukaryota; Metazoa; Chordata; Actinopteri; Anabantiformes; Osphronemidae
Gene: ilrun
Product: inflammation and lipid regulator with UBA-like and NBR1-like domains
Exons: 5
Coding region: 146-997 (283 amino acids)
Biological process (GO): macroautophagy
Cellular component (GO): phagophore assembly site
Molecular function (GO): ubiquitin binding
Source: RefSeq, a predicted model, not a curated record
CAACGUCAAACAUCGUCCCCCUGCUCGUGCCAUGCGCACUGACGCUUGUUGUUGUUGAACUGGUUGUUAUGACUGGACAAGGCCUCGGACUAAACUGAGAGAGGACCCCCCCCCCUCCUCCUCUGCCACGGGACACCCACCACCCAUGGAGGGCACAGACAUGGACGUGGACGCGGAGCUCAUGCAGAAGUUCAGCUGCAUGGGCACCACGGACAAGGACGUCCUCAUUUCGGAGUUCCAGAGGCUGCUCGGCUUCCAGCUCAACCCAGCCGGCUGCGCCUUCUUCCUGGACAUGACCAACUGGAACCUCCAGGCUGCUAUUGGUGCAUAUUAUGACUUUGAAAGUCCCAAUGUCAACACGCCAUCCAUGUCGUUUGUUGAGGAUGUAACAAUUGGGGAAGGAGAGUCUGUACCUCCAGAUACACCGUUCACAAAGACCUGGAGGAUACAAAACACAGGUGCAGAAUUGUGGCCUCCUGGGGUUUGUCUUAAGUACAUUGGCGGGGAUCAGUUUGGCCAUGUAAACACAGUUAUGGUGAAGUCUCUAGAACCACAGGAAAUAUCAGAUGUGAGCGUACAGAUGCGAAGUCCCACAGCUCCUGGGAUGUAUCAAGGCCAGUGGAGGAUGUGUACUGCCACUGGAUUGUUCUAUGGAGAUGUUAUCUGGGUGAUUCUUAGCGUAGAAGUUGGAGGUCUUCUUGGCGUCACCCAGCAGCUGUCAUCCUUCGAGACGGAGUUCAACACCCAGCCCCAGAGGAACGUACAGGGAGACUUCAACCCUUUCGCCUCGCCACAGAAGAACAAGCAUGAAGCCACUGACAACAGCUUCAGAGAUCCUGGUGGAGCCUGGGAGCGCACACAGGAGCCAAUCCAGCAAGAUCAAAAUGGACUGUCUCAUAAUGCUGUAAAUAGGGCUUCAAAUAGUCUUCAAACCAAUCUUUCUGUGGUGAGUUAUGGUCAGGGUAUUCACGGACCCUUUCCUUUUGGACAGAGCUAGAAUGACAAAGACCCCUCCCAUGGUGGAUGAUGUGCUUGAUAACUUAAAUGCGGAGGAUUUGAAGGGAGGGGAGGAACAGUUGUUUUAUACUGACUCAUGACAACCCUCUCCCAAACCCAUAGCUAUAUCCACUGAAACACAAAUUACAGUGAGGUGAUGGAUUACAUCCGCUCCAGAAAAACAUCCUACCCGACGUCAACACCCGGAUUCGCAUGUGUGAAUGCUUCGUUUAAGAGUGCUGUAAACCCUUAAAUAGAUACACACAACUAUUUUUAUUCACUUUAAAACACAGCUAAUUAAAGGCAGACUCAACCCCAAGUGAGCGACAUGCAAUUUGGUAUUCCAACAAGUAACUCAAUGCAAUGCCUCUCCGAGGUUCCUACACAGGUUUGAAAUGAAACGUGUGUGUGUGUGUGUGUGUAAAUGAGGAUAACUGACAGAUUUGCUCCAGUUUCAUACUGAAACCUCAUAAAGGUCAACAACUAGUAUGACCUGUUUUACCAGCUUGUAGGUUACACAUCAGUAGAUGAACUACUGCCACCCUGGCAUGCAGUUUGCCUGGCUGCUUGAAGGAUAAAAUGUGGCUCAGCAUCUAUUAUAAAAUAUGCCUUGAACCAGUAAAUGAUGUGAGGUGUUUGUUAUUAUGGUUCGAGAACAGUUUACACUUAUGAAAAGUGGUAAUUGUAUUAACCUCAACAAGAUAUGCAGCAUCAGAAGGUGAUUGUGCAUUAUUUCCUAUUCACAAAAUGUACAGUGUAUAGCCGAAGUUUUCAUUCCAGAUGUGCACUGAAAACCAGCACGGUUGCAUAAUCUGAGGUCAUACUGUAUUAACCUGUCAGCGUGAUAGUUAUUGCUAAUAUCUGUGUUUGCUCUUUAUUUUUCUUUAUUUUUACAGUUUCAAACACAGUUUAACUCAGAGCUAACAACAUAUUAGGAUGCAUUAAUAAUUAAUUCCUAAGUAUUUGUCACUGAAAUAACUCGUGAAAUCCAAAAGCAACUAUAGUUUUAGUAUCGUUAACGUCCUUGACACAACAUCAAACAAACCUGCUGUCUCUAAUGUCACUGAAGACUAAAGCAAUCUGAAAAAAACAUGCCUGUGUAGGAACCUCGUCUCCCCCAAACGUAAUCCAGAAAACCAAGACACUAGUGUGCGCUGUCGACGCCGUACAGUCUGCAGGUACUCAGUUCAGACUGCACGGGACCGUGUGUGUGUGUGGUUGUUUUUUAGGGUGGGUUUUUGCUUUAAAUAGAUGCUGAAGCUCUGAAGGAUGUACGUGAGAGGACGUGUGGCGUGAGGAAAGGUUGAAAAAGCCAUUUAAAUAUAUUUUGCCUGGUGAGUGCGUGUGUGUGUGAGCGGAGAGGCCUUCUGUGUGCGCGUGUGCUCUGGUUCGUCUUUAGCGUUUACUGUCAUACAACGCUGGGAUGACAUGUCCAUCGAUUCUUACGUCUUACGUCAGGUGUGAACCUCUGGGGCGUCGAUGGGCGGCUUUGCACCAGCUGGAUGAACAUACUCCGUAAAUGAUAUUUAUUUGCUGUUUGUGCUGCAGAGUCGUGAAGUCCCCUUUAUAGCCAGCAGAUGGUGCUAAAGAAUCACAUGACCAAAUCAAAAUUGUCUGAUCAUGCAAAGUUGUGGGAUGGAUUUAAUGUGAUAACGUGACAGCUAAUGAUUCCCAUCGACCCCAGUCAUGGUCUGUUACAGCACGCUGUCCUCCACUGCUAAUCAGGAACAGAGACCUUUAGCUCAUCACCGAUUGCGAUGCGAAGCGUUUAUAAGGAAGUUUGGUUGGUUGUUGGUGCUAGCGUUCUCUCCUCCAACAAACGGUCUUUUGCACAGCUUUAACUUUUAUUUCCAGGAUAUUAAUUGGGUUUCCUUUAGCCACUGAGCAUCGCUUACGUCACCAAGGUGUGAUCGUGAGGAAUAAAUAAUCCAUUGUUUUUUGUUUUUUUUAAGCUUUACUCCUGUGAAGAUUAUUUUUCUGUGUAUCUGAUCUUGUAUCUUCUGACAUCAAAAUGGGAAACCGUUUUAGAUCCGAUAGCUUUUAUGGAGGAUUAUCAAAUCCAAAUGUAAUUGAUGGGAGUUCCUGGAAGCGCCACGUGUUUUCUCGUGAGACGUCAUCGGCCUUCUGUGUUGCAGCUCUGCUGUUUGUGUCCUGCCAGCGGAGAGUCGUCCUCCCGAACAGUUCACACCGUCUGCUUCUUUUUGCCCAGCCGUUUGGUUUCUCUCUGUGGGUGGGCUUCCUCCCUGCGAGCUUGCUUGUGAGAGUCUGUGUGUGCGUGUGCGAGACUGAGCGAGGAGCGGUGAAGAAACUGAAUAUUGCUGGAUUUAUUCUCUAGUUUGAUUUUGUGACUAUGUAUGGACUAGAGCUGGGCGGCAGGGUGAGUGGAUGGCAUGAACGUUUACGUAGUCCUAAAAUCACAAAAGCACAUUAUUCUGAAGAGAAAUUGUCAAAAUAAAGUUUUUCCCGUAUCUGUAAUAAAGCAUUUGUAUGAAUAAAUUAACACUGAAACAUUUA